GCCCAACACUUUCACUUGCAUUUCCACCAUGCCGGUUGAUGAGGCGAGACUUGCAGAGCUUCAGCGGCAACUGAAGCAACGGGACGAGAUCAUCAGGGAGUCCUGGGUCAAGACAAUGGAGGCUCGCAUUGUGCGGGAUAACUUGCAGAAAUGUUACCGCAUAGAGGGUGUGAACCAUCUAGAGAGCUGCAAGCAUCUCGCAGACAGGUACAUCACCAUGAUUAAGGAAAACAGGGUGAAGGGCUACAAACAUAUUGACGUUUAGAUGAACCAUGCUUCUCCAAUCCAACUGCGUUGCGGGCCCAUAC
This is a messenger RNA of Somion occarium, 308 nucleotides long. NCBI's taxonomy places the organism in Eukaryota, Fungi, Basidiomycota, Agaricomycetes, Polyporales, Cerrenaceae. The record is from the annotation of a GenBank genome assembly.